AUGCUCCUUUGCAUAGAAAUAGAAUCUUCUUCAAAAUUGAACGAAGAUGCCAUAAAUAUUUGUAAGAAGUUUGUAUUAUACUUUAAGGAACUAAGUUCCAGUUGUUCAACUGUUGAAGGUCUAAGUACCACUUCUAAAUUCGCCAAUUUCUUAAACUACUGGUUGUAUAAUCAGCUAAAAGAAAAGUCUAUAAAUGGCGAUCUUAAAAAAACCUUGUACGAAAAACUUGAAGCAAAAUAUGAUUCUUUUCAAGGUCAGCAUAUAUUGAAAGGAGCAAUACAAAAUAAAGAAGAUACUAAUUUUUCAAAAUUUGAUAUAUUAUACCAAUUGUACAAAAAGCUUUCAGAUGUAACAAUAACGGAAGAUGAAAAAUGCUUGAAUUUUUUUCAAAGUUGCAAAGAGCAUUAUAAUAAAGGAUUAGAAAAAUGCUUUGAACAAGUAGAUAAUAAUUUUUGUAACGCAUUGAAUAAAUUUAAAAGUAUAUAUGAAGGAAAAAAGACUUCUUUCCCUGAAACAUGUACUAGCAACAAAUUGCCCACUUUUCCAGAAAUAAAACCAUUGAACUCAUCAUCAGACACCACUGAAGAAACUUCUAACAUAUUUUUUGAUUUAAUUGAAAGUACACAAAAAAGUGGUGAACAUGGACUUCCAAAAAUGUCACAAAAAUUAUUUCCCAAUUUACAUCAAGUGCUUUCAUUCCAUUAUACCAUGCCUUUCGAAUAUGAAGAAGAUAAGAUCAAAUGUAAAAUGAUGGACAUAAUGCUUGAGUUCUUUAAAUAUUAUAAUCUAAAUAGAGGAAAUACCAAUGUGCACUUAUUUGUAAAUGAAUUUUUUAAACAUUUCUAUGAAAAUAAAAAAACAAAAUACGAUAAAAUAUACACAGAAUGUUCUAAUAAGACACAGAUAGACUCAUACUGCAGCUUAUAUAAAGCUUGUAAUGAUCAAAUAAGAAGAGAUUUAUUAUCAAUAAAAGACUCCAUAAACAAAAAUCUUGAAAAUAUAGCAAAAGCGUACCAAGAUGCGAUUUCAGGAUAUUUAUAUUACCAGGUCACAUCUCAUGAAAAUGAACAGCUACCUUUUUUGGCCCAUAGCAAAUCUCUAAAUAUAGGUAUAGGCCUGAUAUGUGUUAUCUUCUUUUACUCUUUGUAUAAGGUUCCUUAA
Plasmodium vivax (malaria parasite P. vivax) is the source of this 1161-nucleotide messenger RNA. RefSeq names its product variable surface protein Vir5-related. Lineage: Eukaryota; Apicomplexa; Aconoidasida; Haemosporida; Plasmodiidae. The transcript has 3 exons. Bases 1 to 1161 code for a protein of 386 amino acids. The record is from RefSeq and is a predicted model, not a curated record.